Gongylonema pulchrum is the source of this 504-nucleotide messenger RNA. Lineage: Eukaryota; Metazoa; Nematoda; Chromadorea; Rhabditida; Gongylonematidae. The record is from the annotation of a GenBank genome assembly.
AUGCUGGCAAACGCGAGUACUGGUCGCAGUAAUUAUACGGUCUGCCUGAGCCAACUGAAAUAUCCAACUGGAGGGCAGUAUGCCUACAACCGCCUGUUCUGCUUUGGGUGCAUCGAAAGUUGGAUGAAACCGCGAUCCGAAUGCCCGUUCUGCCAGGGAGCCACCAAUCAUAUCGUCAAAGUGGACCGAAGCGGAUUAGAGGCAAAGGAAGCGCACUGCCCAAGAGCUGGAGGCCGAGGUUUUAAUUUCAGUUUGUUUUGGUGGCGAAUCAUGAGCCUCAGCCGCGUUUGCUGCUUUUUUGCUGUGGCUCGAGAGGCCGCAUUUAUCGCACACUUCAAAGGAGUGGAAGGACAGAAGAAUCUACGAGAAGAAAGGGCGGAAUGUAAACGUAUGGAAACAAUGGUACGUUAUACUGCCCUGGCGAUGCACAGCGGCAGCAAUGGUACGUUUCUGGGCCGAAUGCCGAAGAAAAAAGACGCUUCUUGUUCGAUAGCUUUACUCUAG